Messenger RNA from Elaeis guineensis (African oil palm), 2340 nucleotides. RefSeq lists its product as uncharacterized. The record is from RefSeq and is a predicted model, not a curated record. NCBI's taxonomy places the organism in Eukaryota, Viridiplantae, Streptophyta, Magnoliopsida, Arecales, Arecaceae.
CGAAAUAAUUAGACUUUAAGCAUCUAUAGGUGGCUUUUCAAAUCCGCCAUCAAAUUUGAGGGCACCCUGGAUGGACGGUAGAAACUAUCAAACUGGAGUAUGAUAAGGGUAGAGAGAAUUUUUGGUGGAGCAGUGAAAUGCAUAGAUAUUGGAAAGAACACCAACGGACAAAUCUUGUAAUGCCAUGUUAAAAUUGUUUACAAUGCAUCCACACCUCUUUUAACAGUGGUUCCUCCACAAUGGCUGGCUGAGAAAAACAAUUAAGGGACCAUUUAUGUAGGACUUGGUAGUGGAAGAUUUACUAUUAAUCUAAAAUGACAGAGUUGGCAAUCUAAGCUUUCCAGUUGUCCAUCUUUUAAAGACCACAGCUUCAUCCCCGAAGACAUUGGCUUUCCAAUGAAUGGGGAAUUGAGAAGGUUGCAGGCUAACUUCAUGAAUCGGUACACUGCUCCCUUGGUCCAGACAGUGGAUACCUCCCGUAUCUGUGAAGGGCAAGGGAGAAAAAGAUACUACUGUUCCCUUCAAUCAUGCUACCUCUACCACCAUCUGUGACCCACUUGUACCCAAGAGAAAAGGAAUCCAUCAUUCACCUCAUGCUCACAGCCUCCUCCAGUCUUGACCUUCAAGUCACUCUACUCUCUGUUCCCACUAAUACAGAUGGCAUGCUCUUUGUAUAAUGUUGUUCCCAUAAUGAUCUGGUAAACAAUUAAUUAACCUCACCGAAAGUGGGAGUGCUCAUGAAGCCUACUCCACCUUUUAUAUUCUUGGAAUUUCUUAAGCACUUCAAAUAUUUCUGGUAUACCUUCAAAUUCUUAUCUAGUAACAAUCUUUUGAAACUGUUCACGGUUGUUCACACACUAUUCAGGACUGUUCAUAAUAUUUGUAACAAUGUAGCCCUCAUCUUCCAUAGCCCAUAACAGCCCACAGCAAUCAACAAUGGCUUUCUCUUGAACAGAUGAUUAAUGAUGUUAUUUGCUUCUUUGCUGUACCUCACAGUUUUUGUUUUCCUUAGAACUAUGAUUGUUUUAAUUCUCUAUAAAAUUUUGAUGUAUUUUUUGUAUGCCUUUAAUAUUUUUCAACACAAGAAACAGCAUAAUGACUACUAAUGUUUAUUGGUCCCAUUCCCACCUAAUCAAAGCAAGACUAUCACAACGGCUAAAACACCUCUCCCGCUCAUAAAACCUCUCCUCUUCACAUCUUCCAAUCACCUCUCUCUCUCUUCCCAAAUGGCAAACCAAAGCAUAGGAGAAGAGCAGGAAGCCCUCUUUCAAUCCUCUCCAUGCGCCCUCUACUAUGUUCAGAGCCCUUCCACUGCCUCCCAUGCCAACAGCCACCCUUCAGAGUCUGCCUUCCUCUCUCCCUUCACACACGAGACCUUUGACAAUAACCAAUCCCGGGAGGGCUCCCGCUUCACCCUCUCCCGCUACUCCUCCUCCCGGGGAUCCAACAACUCCUUCCUUCAUGAAAAGAAGAUGGCAUAUGACGACCUCCAGAGCAAUGACAGCCGCUUUAAAAGUGGCGGCCGCCAACGUCUUAAGAUCAUUACCGGCGAUGAGGAUGAUGCCGGUGAUGGUAUUAGGAGAAGGAAUGGACUUUGGAAGUUUGUCUCUUUAGAUCCUUCUUCAUCCUUCUUCUGCGUCGCAUUUCAGGUCAUUUGGAGGCUUCUUCUCAGCAUGGGGCUUGCACUGUUCGUAUUCUACUUGGCGACGAAGCCGCCGGCCCCGAACGUUUCCUUCAAGAUAGCGGCAGUCAAACAAUUUCAUCUUGGAGAAGGGCUGGAUAAUACGGGCGUUGUGACAAAAAUCUUGACUUGCAAUUGCUCCAUGGAUAUGGAGGCAGACAAUUAUUCCAAGGUCUUUGGCUUGCAAAUCCGCCCACCAACCAUUGAAAUGGCUUUCGGACGCUUCAAAUUUGCAAGUUCUCAGGGUGAGGAAUCAUAUGUCGGCAGUGAAAGUUCUCUAACAUCAAGGCAGUACGUAGGUGCGAAGAACAAGCCAAUGUAUGGAGCUGGCCGGAGCAUGCAAGACUUGCUGGAGUCUGGUAGGGGCUUGCCUUUGGUGGUUAGAGUGAAGUCAAGAUCUAGUUAUCAUGUAGUAUGGAGCUUGGUUCGACCAAGGUAUCAUCACCAUGCAGAGUGUCUCCUGAUCCUCAAAGGUUCAUAUGAUGAGAAACAUCAUACUCAGAUAUACAACAGUACUUGCAUCUUCUCCACUUCUCAUGCGUGAGAGGCAUGACAUACUCCAAUUCCUUUUGUGCAUAGAGGCUUUGCUUCAAUUUUUUGGUUAAGUGGUUGAUAUAUACUAAAUUAUCAGGUUUUGCAAGUAACAAUAUGUUUAUCUA